Messenger RNA from Pongo pygmaeus (Bornean orangutan), 1773 nucleotides. It is a transcript of the gene CHLSN, whose product is annotated as cholesin. Bases 449 to 1132 code for a protein of 227 amino acids. The record is from RefSeq and is a predicted model, not a curated record. NCBI's taxonomy places the organism in Eukaryota, Metazoa, Chordata, Mammalia, Primates, Hominidae. The transcript is spliced from 5 exons.
AAUGCUGGGAUCACAGGCGUGAGCCACCGCUCCCGGACACAAGCAUUAUUAUAACACUACCCACCCUGUGUAUUUUUUAGCACCUAUCCUGAUUUUUAAAAUUCAGCACGAAGUUUAAGUCCUAGUCCUGUUGAUCCCAAUAGCCGUAGCUCAUCCAUUUCGACUCCGAGCGGAGCUCCAUGCCCUGGACCCUCGGCGGAGGCCCCACUCCGGGACGCCAGCCCGGCCGGGGCAGCUUGCACCCCAGACCCCCAAGCUCUGCGGGGCCCAAACCUAGUCGUCUGCACUUGUUCUGGGCAGGGCGGGUUGCCUUGGCAACCAGCUGCUCUCCUAGCAACUCUAGGCCCCUAGAGAUGGCGUCACUAGCCCGCGCCCGGUCCUGGAACCGCCCCCCGUGCUGCCGCCGUUUGCCAUUAGCCGGCGGAGAGACGGACGCAGACCUCGUCCAAUGGAAGGCUCCGCGCUCCUGAAGGCGGGACUAACGCUUACCUGGGGCGCGGGUCCCUGCCGGAAGCCGGCGUCCGCGACGCAGCUGUACACGCUUAGGAUGGCAAAACAGAAGAGAAAAGUUCCUGAAGUGACGGAGAAAAAGAACAAAAAGCUGAAGAAGGCGUCAGCAGAGGGGCCACUGCUGGGCCCUGAGGCUGCGCCAAGUGGCAAUGGAGCCGGCUCCAAGGGAGAAGCUGUGCUCAGGCCCGGGCCGGACGCAGAGCCGGAGCUGUCCCCAGAGGAGCAGAGGGUCCUGGAAAGGAAGCUGAAAAAGGAACGGAAGAAAGAGGAGAGGCAGCGUCUGCGGGAGGCAGGCCUUGUGGCCCAGCACCUGCCUGCCAGGCGCUCAGGGGCCGAGCUGGCCCUGGACUACCUCUGCGGAUGGGCCCAAAAGCACAAGAACUGGAGGUUUCAGAAGACGAGGCAGACGUGGCUCCUGCUCCACAUGUAUGACAGUGACAAGGUUCCCGAUGAGCACUUCUCCACCCUGCUGGCCUACCUGGAGGGGCUGCAGGGCCGGGCCCGAGAGCUGACGGUGCAGAAGACAGAAGCUCUGAUGCGGGAGCUGGACGAGGAGGGCUCUGAUCCCCCCCUGCUGGGGAGGGCCCAGCGCAUCCGGCAGGUGCUGCAGCUGCUCUCCUAGCGGGUUCAGCUUGGGGUGGGGCCGCUGCCCAGCGCAGGGUGGCGUCAGACCACGCAGGGUGCGGCUCCUCCGGCGGUGGGGGCCGGGAUCACCAGCAGGGCAGCAGCUGAGCAAGGGCUUUCAGCUCCUCUGGCAGUGGGGGCCGGAAUCACCAGCACCAGAGCCUCGCAAGGGCCCCUUCCCUCCUCCAGACCUUCCUUGGCCAGUGACGGCUGUGACAGUGAUAGCAGGUUCAGUGCCUUCAGCGCACAGCGUGGACGCUCUGGAAUCACCCAGACCCCUGGCCUUGGAGGGGCCCUUGAGCCCCAGGAAUCUGCUUUGGAUGGAAAUAUCUAUUUUUCUACCAGGAAUAUUUUAGAGAUCAAGCCACGCUGGCUCCUCCCGCCAGCUACAAAGCUGCACCUUCCGCCUGAUUCCCUAUUCCCCUGUGUGGGCCGCAUUCCUGGUCCCCUGCCUGCAUCCAUCGAGGGUCCUGGGUGUGGCCAGUUUUCCUUUGACCCCACACAGCGUCAUUGCAGGUCUUGGGGAGCCCAUGCUGGGGGCUUGUGGAGUCAGACCAUGUACCUGUGCAGAAACCCUCUCUGUGGCUGCAUUUGAAAUAAAACCCGACCCACCAGCAGCCGUGGGUCCUGCUCUGCGCA